AUGAUGGAAGCCCCGGCAAGAGAUGCGUUACAAUUCUCAGGUCCAGAGAGCGAACAAAUCGUGGACUAUCUACCCCCUCUGCCAUCAUCCCGACUCCCACGGCUCACCACAUCCCCCAAGCCCUUCGUCACCUUAACGUUCGCCACUUCCCUAGAUAGCCAACUAGCAAUUGCACCAGGAGUACAAACAGCGCUAUCCGGUCCGCAAUCGAAAGCCAUGACGCAUUUUCUGAGAUCAAGACAUGAUGCCAUUCUGGUCGGAGUUGGGACAGCUAUUGCCGACAACCCAUCGUUGAAUUGCCGGAUCGAAGGUGUGGGUGGCUAUGGUGGUGAAGGACUUGAAGGGCAGCCAAGGCCGAUUGUCGUUGAUCCACAUGGGCGAUGGGAAUUCAGCGAAGAAAAUAAAGUGAUGAAACUAGCUAAAGAAGGAAAGGGAAAGGCACCUUACAUUGUGACGUGCAUGGAGCCAUCUGACUCUCAACGAGCCGUUCUCGAAAGUGUAGGUGGCGAAGUGAUAGUCCUGGACCUCUCAGCCAAGUGUGUCGCUACGGCGGGUUCAUCGUGGCACCUCAUUCUUGACGCUUUGUCGUGUCGGGGUAUCGGAAGUGUAAUGAUCGAAGGCGGCGGCUUCGUCAUCAACGAUAUACUAGGACAAGGCUCUGCCUAUGCUCUAGUAGACUCUGUCAUUGUUACAAUUGCCCCGACAUGGCUCGGGAAAGGUGGUGUCCAAGUAUGUCCAGACGGCGGAUCGAAGCGGUUGCCUGUGACGAGAUUGAAAGACACGAAAUGGAUACCACUAGGAGAAGAUGUAGUACUUUGCGGGCGACCGAACAAGGAACUUCGACAAUGA
Molecule: messenger RNA, 849 nt
Organism: Alternaria alternata
Lineage: Eukaryota; Fungi; Ascomycota; Dothideomycetes; Pleosporales; Pleosporaceae
Product: bacterial bifunctional deaminase-reductase
Exons: 1
Coding region: 1-849 (282 amino acids)
Biological process (GO): riboflavin biosynthetic process
Molecular function (GO): 5-amino-6-(5-phosphoribosylamino)uracil reductase activity
Source: RefSeq, a predicted model, not a curated record